ACAAUACACACAUACGCAGAAACAAAAGCAAUGACUGAAUCAUCAUCAUCAUUAUCAAUUUAUCUGCUAAGUAGGAUUUAGGGUUCAUAUUUUAAUAAGCGGAACUUUUUGAAACUUGAUUGACUCACAGGUGUAAACGUCACUUUUUAUAAAUACUUUUGGAUCAAAAAUCAGGACUUGGAUAUAGAAACAGAAACAUUGAAACAUAUUCAUAUGGUGUUUUUUCAUUUGUGAGACUGAAGAUAAAGUGUCCAUCGGAAUGGAAGAACGGGAACGAGGAGCUGUUAACAUGAAAUCUACGUCAAGUAGAUCCAAGACGUCCACACACAGAGCGAGCGUCGUGACAUCAAUUGGGCGAGUUCUGAUGAUGGAAUUGUUAAUGUCUGUACUUGUUAUUCUACCCAAAGAGUCAGAACAGGGCCGUCAUGAAAGAAACCUUAUAAAUGAUCUUUUCAAAGAAUACAACUACCUGGAAAGACCCGUAGAACAGGAAUCAGAUGCCCUUAAACUAGAAUUCAGCCUUGCUCUCCAGCAAAUCAUAGAUGUAGAUGAAAAGAAUCAGUAUCUCACCACAAGUAUCUGGUUAACUUAUGCCUGGACUGAUUACAAUUUGAAAUGGAAUUCGUCAGAAUACGGUGGUGUCCAGAGUAUUCGACUUCCUGCCAAAAAGGUUUGGACUCCAGAUGUUCUCAUGUAUAACAGUGCGGACGAAGACAUAGACAGUAAAUUCCCUACUAAUGUAGUGGUGUACUCAAGUGGGCUGUGUAACUGGAUACCACCGGGUAUCUAUAUAAGCUCAUGUAAAAUCAACAUUCGCUGGUUUCCAUUUGAUGACCAGUUGUGCACAAUGAAGUUUGGCUCAUGGACGUACGAUGGGAGCAAAAUUAACCUUACUUUGCUUGGGACAGCCGGUAAUACAGGGGAAGGUGACAUCAGCACAUAUCAGCCCAGUGGCGAAUGGGACCUCAUAGGUGUCUCUGGUAUACGAAAUGUAGAAAAAUAUGACUGCUGUCCGGAUCCCUACCUGGAUAUCACAUAUACAAUUAAUAUUCGACGCAGGAAAUUAUACUACAUAUUCAACUUGGCCAUUCCAUGCUUCCUGCUUUCAAGCCUUACAUUACUUUGUUUCUAUCUUCCACCGGACAGUGGCGAGAAACUAACAUUUGGUGUCACUAUAUUGUUGUCUCUGACAGUCUUCCUCAUGAUAGUAGCUGAGACAAUGCCAGCAACGUCCGAUGCAGUCCCACUAAUUGGGAUAUAUUUUGCGUGUAUUAUGAUGGUGUGUUCAUUGUCAGUUGUGUUUACUGUACUAGUUCUCAACUACCACCACCGCAAUCCAGAAACGCAUAAUAUGCCAAAGGCUGUGAGGGUGAUAAUAUGUAAGUGGUUGGCGUGGAUGCUUCGCAUGGAGAGACCAGGCCAUGAUAUAACAAUAAGAAAAAUAGUGCACGAUGCAAGAAUUGCCAAAUUAAAGGAGGUUGAACUGCGACAAAAAUCCUCCAGAAGUUUACUCGCGAAUGUGCUAGACUUAGACGAUGAUCUUUGUAAGAUUGAUCGAAUGGACAGGAUGAAUUCAGUGCCAAAUUACGCGUCCAUAAAAAUAGAGGAGAACGGCACCCAUAUCGGAUACACACCUCUGGCAAACUCACCCACGGGAGGUCACUGUCUACAUAAAAGUGAGCUUAACGCAAUUCUGCGAGAACUUAAAGUUAUGAAUAGGAAAACAAAGGAGAAUGAUAAAUACACUUCAGAGGCGAACGAUUGGAAAUUUGCAGCUAGGGUCAUAGACCGAUUAUGCAUCUGGAUAUUUUCAAUAUUCACUUUGGGGUCAACUCUCGGAAUUUUUCUCUCUGCACCUAAUCUAUUUUCAUGACAGAUUUGGUUGCUACGCCUGGUUGAAUGUUUACUUGUUCGUACUAGUGAUUACGAAUUUAAGGCAGAAUCUUAACACAAUAUCUUGCAUCUUGGAUAGUGUGAUACAUAGACAUGUAACUCUAACUUAGCAAUGCAGAGACAGGUAUUACCGCACUACUGAUUAAAAAACGACGUAUAGUAGAGUCUUGUGUAAUAAUCAAUCAACGCGUAAACUGAAUGAGAGAUGCAGUCAUAUCAAGAUAUUAAAAAUGAAUCCAUCAUUGAACGAAUGGAACACAUCGUUGACACCAUGGGAUCAGUUUCCUAAAAUUACAUCAGAUGAGUCUGGAUUCGGAGCCAAUGUAAGAGUCGCUGCCAUGAGACUCGGAGUCUUAUAUAUAUUACGUCUUUUUAAAGGAAGCAAAUUCGAACUAUCGCAAGUGGUUUCUUGCUAGCAAAGCACUGAAUGAACAAGCUUAAAAUGUAUAUUACUUUCGCAAGUUUCAUUUGUUUAAGGAAACCAUGGAUCGUAAAUCGGGUCGUUCUGAUUGUGCUCAUUACAUCAACUCAAUAUAAAUGUAAGGGCUGUGAUAUAUUGCUUUGUUGUGGAUAUUUUAAUGUGCUUUGUGAUUCCAUUAGCCUAAUUAUAAUGAAAUAUGCUUAUUUAAGUGUUUAUAACGUGUUUUAAGUUCGUUUUAAGUGUUUCAUGUUUCCGGUGUUUCUCAAAAGAUCUCAGAGAACGAUAUGAGGAAUUGUUAAGGAUUUUCGCUGGUGAGAUGAAAAUGAUGAAGUUUCAGAAGUACCAGGACUAGGUGUCAGUGUGAGUUUUCAGAAAAUGUUAAUAACUCGAAGUGUGCUUCAGGGGAAAUCUCAAUUUUCAAUGCAAAAAUGGCACACCCAUCAUUUUACUUAUCCACUAACGGAUAUUAUUAUGUCAGAUGUCGAUCAGCAACUCAUUGAAGAAAUUUGACGAUAUUUACGACCAUGCAGCGAUUGUCCUUAAUAUAAUCCGAAAUUGAUUAGUGAAAUAUUAUGUUUGUUUGAAAAUCCAGUUAUGUUCUAUAUCAAUGCAGUAUUCAUAUAUAUGUAUAUGUACAUAUUCAUUUGUUUAAUCCCACAAGACGACGUGCAUUAUGAAAAUG
Molecule: messenger RNA, 2996 nt
Organism: Owenia fusiformis
Lineage: Eukaryota; Metazoa; Annelida; Polychaeta; Sabellida; Oweniidae
Source: the annotation of a GenBank genome assembly